ACGAAGCUGCACAUCUCAAUAAGAGUCACACAUCUGCUCAUCCCUGUCUGUCACACAGGGAGCUUGUUAUGAUCACCUGAGCCUGUUUUAUAAACAGACGGACUUCUGACUUCAGACCUCGGCUACUAUUACAAACAACGAAACUCGACCUCACCUUCGGUAAACUCAGCGGAGGUCCGAAUAAAGCGGCGGGAUAAGGACAUUUGUCUCCGUUACAUAAGUUUGAGCCACUGCUGAAAAAUUAUUCUCAUCCGGAGGAGUGGAAACCCAAAACCUGAGCUAUGGGGGAUUAUUACGAGAUCCUGGGUGUGACGAGAAAUGCAUCCCAUGACGAUAUAAAGAAAGCGUACAGAAAAAAAGCACUGAAGUGGCACCCAGACAAGAACCCGAACAACCAUGAACAGGCAGACAAAAUGUUUAAAGAGAUCUCGGAGGCAUAUGAAGUCCUCUCAGAUGAAAAUAAACGGCGACAGUAUGAUAAAUAUGGUAAAGAAGGCCUAUCUUCUAGAGGAGGCCAUUAUGAUGAGGAUUUCAUGGGCGGAUUCACAUUCCGAAAUCCAGAUGAUGUCUUCAGGGAAUUCUUUGGAGGCCGAGAUCCAUUUGCAGAUUUCUUUGCUGAUGACCCCUUUGAAGAUUUCUUUGGUGGGCGGCGUCACAGGGGUGUUAGCAGGAGCAGGACGACAGGUCCAUUCUUUCCUGGGUUUUCUCCAUUUGCUUCCCCCUUUUCUGGUUUUGAUGCAGGUUUCACCCCGUUUGGCCCAAUGGGUGGGGGUGGCUUCACCUCAUUUUCCUCCUCCUCAUUUGGGGGUGGUGGGGGUGGAGGAAUGGGAAACUUCCGCUCCGUCUCUACAUCCACCAAAUUCAUCAAUGGAAAGAGGAUCACCACCAAACGUAUUGUAGAGAACGGUCAAGAGAGAGUGGAGGUAGAGGAGGACGGUCAGCUCAAAUCUCUAACAGUCAAUGGUAUUUCUGCUGACAAUGCAUUGGAGGACAGCCGCAGACAGAAUGCCCUCACUGGUUCUGCCCCGCACAACCGUUACCUUCGAAAUGUGGCCCAGAACCCUUCAGAGGAGGAGGAGGAGGAAGACAGAGGCCUGCAGAAUCUGGGACUUGCCAGAGGGAUUUUUGACACCAGGAGAAAGAAACUAUUGCUGAAGGAAUCAGACACCAAAAAGAAGCGGAUGCCAAGAAUGACUCCUCGGAUUGGAGUGUGGUUCUAACAGUAUUUUGCAGUAUAUAUAUAUAUAUAUAUAUAUAUAUAUAUAUAUAUAUAUAUAUAUAUAUAUAUAUAUAUAUAUAUAUAUAUAUAUAUAUUACUGUUCAUUUUCUAAAAACGGAGGAGUUAUAUAAAGAAAUGCAUAUUAGGUAGUCACACAUGCUCAGAAUUAUUCUUUUUAAAUAGAGUACAUAGAAAGUUUAUUUUUCAAUGUUCUGCUUUGACAUGUUGCAUUCAUCUAGGGUUGUCAUAGUCAUAUGUCCCACUAAAAAGUUGCAGUCGCAUCAGCUCAUUGUAACUAUUGUUUCUCCAUUCAAUUGUUAUUUUUUACUGUUUUUACUGGAUAUAGGAUAAAGUUAAAAACAAUCUGUAUUAACCAACCCUAUCUAGUGAUCCAUCACCAUGCAUGUAAUGCAACUGCUCUUUCAUUAUCUAGGUUUAAUGUGUAAAAAGCAAUCACACUCUCUUUUGUACUUACUUUAUUCAUGGUUUUAAGGAUAUUGUAGGACAUUCCCCUGCAUUGCUGUGUUACUGAAACCCCCCUAAACAUAUCACUCAUAGGAUAAUUAAACCCAGCUGAAAUACAUUUAUUCAUGUUUUAAAACACUAAACAGAGGUCUUCAUUAAUUUGUAAAAUUAUGUUUAGAUGACUCACAUGUCUGUUUUCAGCACUUUGAUACAGUUUUAAUGAAGAUAAUAAUUAAUUCUAAACAUAAAAGUGAGGCAUUUUUAAGUUUGUGUGUUUGCCCCACAUUUGGUGCUUUAUAUAUUUUGUAUUAAACGAUGGAGCACAAACUCAGGAUUGACAUGAUAUGUAAAAGAUGCUUAAAAGCAUAACUGUAGAGGUGAGAAGGAGACAGGUUGAUGUGGGGAAAUAGAACUGGUCGGACUAGUGCUCCAAGAAUGGAAAGAGAGAAAGACAAGGGAGAAAAAGAAGGGGAAAAGGUUUUUAAAUUAUUCAUUCACCAAUGUGAAAGAACACGUUUUCACCAGUCUGCCUUUUGAUCCAGUCUUAAGCACUGUAUCAAUAUUUCAGAGAAAACUGCUGAUAUGCUAUGUCCUUUCAGAACUGACAGCAUGGCUUUAAUUUACCCCGACUACUGCAUGUGUGCGUUUCGUUUUGUUUUUGAUAAGAAACAGAGACCCAAAUCUAUGGAAAAUCAUAGUUCCUAUAUUAAAAAGGGAAAUAGAAAUUAAUAGAUACAAAGACACAUCUUUUUUAGUUUGUUAGUUAUAGUCAGUUUUUGCUGAUGCUUUAUCAAUAUGUAUUAAUUCUUAAUAAAAAUGUAUGCUGUUAAUUGGUAGUGGUGUGAACUGAGGCAGUUUUAAUAAAGCACUGUUCUUUUCAAAGCCAUGAAUGUCUGUUUAUGCUGCACAGCAAUAACUGAUAAACUGUGUUAUUGGGGAAAAACACAAUAAAUUUGAACUAUACUAGAAAAUGGCUUGUUUACUUAAAGCUGUGAAGGUUUUUCUUUGUAAUACUGACAAAAAGGCUUAUUUCUGAAGCGUGUAUGUCUAGUUAUUUCUGCCUUUUUUAAACAUACUCCAAUAAAGCCUGAAAAUUGCA
Carassius auratus (goldfish) is the source of this 2783-nucleotide messenger RNA. Its product is annotated as dnaJ homolog subfamily B member 6-like. The record is from RefSeq and is a predicted model, not a curated record. The transcript has 10 exons. The coding region runs from base 282 to 1220 and encodes 312 amino acids. Lineage: Eukaryota; Metazoa; Chordata; Actinopteri; Cypriniformes; Cyprinidae. Gene Ontology annotation, molecular function: Hsp70 protein binding.